Molecule: messenger RNA, 681 nt
Organism: Aspergillus calidoustus
Lineage: Eukaryota; Fungi; Ascomycota; Eurotiomycetes; Eurotiales; Aspergillaceae
Source: the annotation of a GenBank genome assembly
AUGUCUGAACUAGCAUUUGCAAAAUCAUUCCUCUCCGCGCUCGAUGCGCGCCCUGUCAAGCUCCGACCAGACUAUGUCCACGAGCCAGAAACCCCGCGGGCUCCAUACCUCCUCCCUCGCCUCCAACCCCCACGGCCCGAAAUGCCUAAGAAGACCAGAACCCCCGCGGCCCCCGGCUCCUCAAAGUCAAUCAGCAUAACGCUCAAAUCGGCGCGCAACCCCGUCCUUGAAUUCACGAUCCCAAACGCUCCGCUAGCCACGACAACAAUCUCAGACCUCAAGGACGCCGUCCGCGAACGAACGCUCGAGACAGGCUCCGAGAACAAGGUUGCGCUGGACAAGAUCAAGAUCCUGUAUAAGCGGAAGCCUGUUACAGGGACUGGGAAGACGGUUGGGGAGAUUCUUACCGAUGCGGGAGAGGGGACCGAGAAGGAGGUUGAGUUUGGGGUUAUGGUUAUGGGGGGUGCGAGGGUCGCUGACGGUGAGGGGCAGAAGCAAGAGGAUGCUGGUGGCGGCGAGACUACGGUAAAGCCUGCUGUUGGGCCUAGUGGGGAGGAGGUUUUGGUGACGGAGCAGUUCUGGGAUGAUUUGCAGGGUUAUUUGAUGCAGAGGCUUAAGGAUGAGGAGUUGGCGAAGAAAUUGCGGGUGGUUUUCGGGGAUGCGUGGGCUGCAACUCGGUAA